Gilbertella persicaria is the source of this 3593-nucleotide messenger RNA. RefSeq lists its product as uncharacterized. The record is from RefSeq and is a predicted model, not a curated record. The transcript has 14 exons. NCBI's taxonomy places the organism in Eukaryota, Fungi, Mucoromycota, Mucoromycetes, Mucorales, Choanephoraceae. Bases 241 to 3498 code for a protein of 1085 amino acids.
UACACUCACAGUUCUAUCUUGUUUUUUUUCUGCAUUUUUAAACUUGUCUUUUAUCGUACUUGAAAGCAAACCAUCUCGACAGUUCCUCUUUUUAGUGCUUGUGUGCCCUUUUCUUUUUGUCAAUCCCCGCUGGAGUAGCCCUUUUUUCUUUCAAGCAAACACCAACAUUAGAGUAAACCCCCCCUGGCUGGCCCAGCUUUAAUUUGAAAUUCAAAUCAAUUUUACCAAUAUAUUUAUGCCAUGUCUACAGAUACAUCUUUACUCAAUACUACUGGCUCAUCUCUAGAUGACUCUCUAUUGAUUGAAUUACGCAAUAAAGCACAAGAAGAAAGAAAAGAAAAACAAAGACAUAUUGAGAUUCGUAGAACACAUUUACUUAAAGAACUCUUUUUAUUGACAAAAGAAAAAGAAGACGUGAUGGCCUUUCUUAAUGACCAGGAGAAUUUGUCAGAAGCAGAUUUUUUGCGUGAAGAAGAGUUUCUUGAGAAACAUCAAAUAAAAGACGGUGUAUUUCCGGAAUUAUCGCCUGCUUAUCGUCAAGAUGUUUUGGUAUCAAUGGUUCAUCCGGAAAAUCAAGCUGAAAUUAUGGAAAAUCAAGUUAUAAAACAAGAAGAAACGGUAAAAACUGAGCAUCAGGGCGAGGAAGAGCAGGAAGGAAAAAAGAAAGCAGUGUUCUAUUUGACAACGACAUUACCACGACGAUCUGAAUCAAAGCAUCAUCCUGUCCAAAUCUAUAAUGGUUGUAAAUUUGUCGAUAAGCGAAAUGAUAAGCCUUCAGGUAUUGAUCUCUAUGCUUGGCAAUUAAGAGCACAAUAUCAGCCUUUGUAUAAGCAACUUCAACAAGCAAGAAAGGUCUUGACUACACAUGAUUGGAUGCUCGCUAGGGAUGAACUGAAAUCAGUAAAGACAAUUGCAAGUAUUGAAAACCUGAAAAAGAAGAAUUUAUGGAGUCAAAGACAAUUAAAACGUCAAAAAAUGAUACCUCGAACAAAGACACAUUGGGAUUUAUUAAUGGAUGAAAUGAAAUGGAUGCGAACAGAUUUUAAAGAAGAAAGAAAGUGGAAGAUAGCAACAGCCUAUUCUUUAUCCAGAGCUGUUAUGGCAUGGCAUGAAGCGGAGGAUAAAUCUAGUUUAUGCAUCAAGACAAAGUCACCGAUGUUUCUUGAUGAAAAAAAAGAACUUCAUAAAGAAGAGGAUGUGGAGAUGACAGAACCUGUUUCUGAAGUUCAGCAUGUUGACACAGACACACCAAAAGACACAUUGACAGAACGAUCACUUAUGGACGAGGACGAUGAUGAAGAAGAAGAAAACAAGGUUGCUUCCAAUAUUAUUCAUCAAUAUCGACAUAUGAUUCAGAACUUGGGUCCUGACCAAUUCACGAUGGCACUCAAUGAAGACGAGCAUGACAUUAUUUCGCUCUUUCCUGACCUGCUUUUGUAUACAGCACCUGAUCCUGACUGCAUUGGUAACGAUCCUUACUUUGAUGAGGCAGAAUACAGCCGUAUUGUGCCAUUCAAGAUUUCAACGCAACACAUUAAGCUUCAAAGGAAUGGUAAACAUCUUUCAAGAAAGCGUCAUACUAAUGGAGAACACACUCGUUUUAUUCUGGAAGAGGAAGACGACGAAGAAGAAGAUGAAGAAGAGGAAGAGGAAGAAGAAUACGAACAAAACAAGAUAAUGUCACGACAAGAGCGCCAUGAAACCACUCCUAUAGCCUCAUCAUUAUUCGCACCCAAGAAACAAAAGGAGGUGCCUGUGACUCAGCCGUCUACUCCACAAGUACCCCCUGGAGCAAGGCAAAUCGGCACUUGGUCUGAAGAUGACGAUUUGUGUUUGAUCCAACUUAUUGUGCAAUACUCUUUCAAUUGGGAUCUCAUUUGUGAUGCUUUCAAUGCCAUAAGAGCACCCGUCAAUGGGGAAAAACGUACACCCUGGGACUGUCAUGAAAGAUGGAGACAGAACAACCUGACUUCAUUAUCAGGACAAAUCAACUCAACUUAUGUCUCGAAACUAAAGAAGGAUCUUUCAAGGAGACCAUCACCACUUAAGUUUGAUUCUGCAAGAAAAAGGCAGAGACAAUAUAAUAUGUUUGAGGCUAUUAAGAAGACUCAAAAGAAAAGAGAAGAUUCUAUCAAAUCUAAACCCACAUCUGCACCCCCUCGUAGUGUGAUUGAAGCACAUGGAAUGAGUUCACAAGGUCAACGAUUACCUUCUGCUAUGGAAUUAAGUCUACACAAAACACAAAGAGAAAGACAAAUGGCACAAGCUUUGAUAGAACAACGACAAUUGUCUCAGAAUUUCGCUCCCAACGGUAAUGGUUUGCCUCAGCCGACAGCAUCUCAAAUAAGACCUCCUACAGCAGUAAAUCAGAACGCUGCAUCAGCUGCGAUCGCCGCUGCGGCAGCAGCAGCCGCUGCAACCAAUAGGGGAGUACCUAGACCUCAACCAUCCUCCUCUUUCCAGCCUGCCCAACCAGGUCUAGCUCAACAAACCCCACAGCAGCAACAAGUGGCCACACAACAACAAGCAGCAGUUCAAGCUCAAGCGGCAGUUCAAGCCCAAGCAGCAGUUCAAGCCCAAGCAGCAGCAGCAGCAGCAGCAGCACAGGUUGCUCAACAACAGCAACAAUCACAGCAACAACAACAACAAGUACUUGCUCAACAACAGUUACAAGCUCAAUUACAAGCACAAUUGAAUGCUGUCAGUGCUGCUAAUACGGCUAAUAAUACUGUUGCUAACAAUUUACAAAAUCGAUACCCAGCAGCACAAUUACAUCUACUACGUCAACAACAAAUGGCCUUGAUGGCUGCUGCUGCUCAACAACAGCAACAGCAACAGCAACAGCAACAGCAACAGCAACAACAGCAGCAAGGUCAAACUCGACCACCUAGUACAAUACCUAUGCAACAACGAUUUGUAAACGUAUUAGCAUCACAAGCUCAAGCAUUACAAUCACAAAUGAGCACCAAUAGCAAUAAUAUUACGAGUACGGAUAAUAGCAAUACGAAUCAAACACAGCAAUCGUCACCGGCAUUGCAACAACAACAACAACAACAACAACAACAGCAAACAGCCAAUGCUUUAGCGCUAGCAGCACAAUUAGCACAACUUGGAUACCCUAUACAGUCACUUGGGCAGUUACCUGUAAAUCAACAAGCUAAUUUGCAACGAUACAUUACACAGUUGCAGAUGCGUAACAAUGCUAAUAAUAAUAACAACAACAAUACCACAAACAACAAUACAGCAGUAUCACCUCAACUUCAACAACAACUUCAACAACAAAUGCUAAAUAGUUUAACUCCUCAACAACAGCAACAGCUAUUGAUUCAGCAACAACAAAGACUUCAAGCUGUUCAGAUGCAACAACAAUUACAACUACAACAACAACUUCAACAACAGCAGUUAUUACAGAGAAAUAACACUACAAACACCAACAACACUAGCAACAAUAACAACAACAAUACUACUACUACUAAUAAUAAUGCAAAUUUAGGUUAAUUUUUUCAAUUUGUACAUUUUCAUCAUAAUUGUUUUUUUUUUCUGUACACAAAUAAACAGUUUGAUAAACAUUUCUCCUGAAAUUUAUGUACAAA